GCCCCACCCCCCAUGGAGCUCCUCCCAGCGGCAGCCGAACCCAAGACACCUCUAGCUUGCCGAGGCACGCUCUCCCGAUGGCCCGCUACGAAGAGGUGAGCGUGUACGGCUACGUGGAGUUCAUGCAGGCGGUGGAGCAGCACAGUGGCAAGACCAUUUUCGCCUAUUUUUCUGGUUCUAAGGACGCCGAAGGCAAAAGCUGGUGCCCCGACUGCGUGCAGGCUGAACCGGUCGUACGAGAGGGGCUGAAGCAUGUUGGUGAAGGAUGUGUGUUCAUCUACUGCCAAGUAGGAGAAAAACCUUAUUGGAAAGAUCCAAAUAAUGACUUCAGGAAAAAGUUGAAAUUAACUGCAGUGCCUACACUACUUAAAUAUGGAACACCUCAAAAACUGGUAGAAUCUGAGUGUCUUCAGGCCAAGCUCGUGGAGAUGUUGUUCUCCGAAGAUUAAGAUUUGAUGAUGGCAAUUGUGUCUUUAUUUCCUGAUUUGCUCUAGUAUAAAAGAAUCUACAUACUUGCUUUGAAUUCAUGUUAGCAAUAAGUAAAUAAAUGAUGUAAAAAAUUGGUACAUGUCUAAACAAUAGAGAAUGCUAUUAAAAUGCUCAUGAACCCUCAGUUUGCUUUAAUAGAUGGGUAUUUUUAAGCUACCAUAGGUAAAAUAACUCUUCAGGAGUGGCAGUAAUAGCACAAAGGAAGCUAUUAUUGGAGACGACCGAAAUACCUCAAAGCCCCUAAUAGUGCACUAGACAGCUUCCAAAUCUCUAAAGGAGUUAGGAUCUUUUACCUUAAAUUCCACGAAUUUACAAAGAACUGUUAUUCCAAAAACUCCUUCUUUCCCUUUAGAAUGUAGAACUUAACCUAACCACUGAAGGGAAGCACAGCACAUCUAAUCCAGCCUCUGCUUAAUGCUGGCAGUUUUGUUACAGCUGUCUGAGUAUGCUUCACUACUUGGGAUGAGGCGGGUGGCAGAGAGGUCAGAGACCGUAUAACCUAGUGAUGGGAAGGACUCCAGCCUGUGAGUCAGUCUCAUUGAUUAUCACUUACUAGCUGU
This is a messenger RNA of Kogia breviceps (pygmy sperm whale), 1049 nucleotides long. It is a transcript of the gene TXNDC17, whose product is annotated as thioredoxin domain containing 17. The record is from RefSeq and is a predicted model, not a curated record. NCBI's taxonomy places the organism in Eukaryota, Metazoa, Chordata, Mammalia, Artiodactyla, Physeteridae. Gene Ontology annotation, cellular component: cytosol. Gene Ontology annotation, molecular function: protein-disulfide reductase [NAD(P)H] activity.